AGAGGUGAUGAGAGGAGUGAAGUUCUCCAAUUCACUGGGACAGCGUAUGAUAGCUGGGGAAGAGUAAAGAGCACACAGGCAGAUCCAGGAUACUCGCUCAGAAGAUGAGCGUUGUUCCCAUGAGGAGAGUCCUGAAUGACAACGUGGGCUCCGGCGAGGAUGUGAAUACGAGCUCUGGGAUGGAGAAGGCGAUCAGCAAGGAGCCUUUCUCCUCCCUGCUCCCUCGACUGCAUUCAUCUUCUCAUUCUACAGCCUAUCAUCUAUCUGAUCAGGUUUACCUACAGGCUGCAGAUAUUUUCCAGCAGCUGUGUAGAGACAAGCCAGCCAGCCAACAUCAGCGUCUACAUUAUGGAAAAAAGACGGAAACAUCGCUGCUCAAGAGCGGGGACAAAACCAUGGAGAAGCAUGCCUUCCAGCUCGCCUUUAGCACACUUAAAUAUCAAGAUUUACUCGAGGACAUCAUCUCCGACAGCUGCUUCCAUACUUCGCAGCAUAUUUCUGACGACUUACUGCCUUUGGCGAUGGUGAUGCUGUUCGACUUUCAGGACAAAAAGUUUUCUCCGUGUGAACGUCCAGCGAUAGAAGAGCAAGAACCCAUCCAGGAAGUCAGGAACCUGGAGAAAAGUCUCCACAGGUGUAAGACCAAGCUGGCUGCCUCUCUAGCUCGCUGCAGAGUGAAGCAGAAUCUGCAGAGUGUCUCCUGCUUCCUGUCCGACAGUGUCAGGACCAAACAGCAGCGAGCAAGAGGUCUGCCACUGUGCGCAUGGAUCAAUACUCUCAAGAUCAGUCUUGACGAGAUGUGUGAAGUGUUACAAAGCGCCGGUUUGUGUCAAGCGGAGAACGUGACCGAACUCAAGGAGUCCACAUUCUGUAGGGACCCCCUCUGUCCCGACACACUCAUCUUCUCGCAGCAUCUUCAAGCUUGGCUCCAGCACAGCAGCCUCACCGCCACACCUGUGCUGAACAUACAGGACAGGAGCGUGUGCGUGGCAGCAAGUGUGUUACGCCCCCUGCUGUUUGAUAAAAGUGACGUCCUGCUAGCGGGGGCCUUCUCAGCCAUGACCGUGGCACACGUCGCUGUUGUGGCUGCUGCCCGCUCGGUCCGAGUGCUGGUGUGUGGUGCUGAGCACAACCCCUCACACAAAGAGGAGAUCCAGGAACUGCUCAAACAGAUGGACUUAAAAAAUGUUCGUGUCCUGUCACAAGCGUUUUACGGUCUGGAUGACGGAGAUGCCACCAUCCAGCGAGUAAAGGUCAUCAUGGUGCUGCCUCAGUGCUCGUCCUCUGCCCUUAACGACCCGGUGCCCACUAUCCACAGUGAACACGGAGACUGGGGUCUGCUGCCAGAUUUGUCCCAUGGUUCUGUUUCCAAGAGAAAAAUAAACUCUCUGACCGCCCAGCAGGCAAAACUGCUGGCACACGCUCUCACUUUCCCAAAGGUUCAGACUGUGGUCUACUGCACACGCUCAGUGUAUCCCGAGGAAAACGAACAGCUGGUGAAGAGAGUGUUAGAGAAAACACACACUCACCCCAAACUGCUGCCCUACAGGGUGAAUGGUCCAAUUUUCCCAGACGACUCCUCGUCAGGAGGCGAAACAGACUCACACAAGUUUUUCAGGCUCGAACCAUCGAAGGUCACCAAUGGCUGCUUCGUCGCCAGACUGUCCCGACAGGCAGAUCCAACUAAGGUGGAAACGGUCCAAGAUGUGCUGGCAAGGGCGGCGGCAAAGGGCCUCCUGGGUGGAAUGAUUCCCGAACAAUCAAAAGCUGCUAAAAAGGGGAAAAGCAAGAAGAAUCGAGCAGCAUCAGCCAGCAGCAAACCUUCAUCCUCCUCCAGCCUCGAGAGGGAGACGGGAGGAGAGCUGGCAAAUGGACGAGAUCCAUUCACACCUUCAGGAGAUGAAGAGGAGAAAGGCGAGGGAGACUCUAAAGAUGGUGGUGAAGACGAGGAAGAGGAAAAAGUGGGUGAGACAGAGAAAGAGGGGGAAAAGAAGAGGAGGGGGCAUAAAGGGCGUAAGCGAAAAGGCCAUCCAAAGCAAAGCAAGAAGACUACUGUCUCUACGCAUGAACCUAAAGGCCACAAGAAGAAACAGACAAAGAAAAAAGUCAACCAAUCACAUCACAAGAGGCGUCGGACGAAAAGCAAACCGAGACGAAUACCUCGCCUUACACUAGCUUUAAUGUCCUCUGCAAAACCCUCCAACCACUUGUCUCCAAUCACAGCUCUGGCACAGAGGAUGAGCAUCAAUCCAGCGUUUAAAUCACAGCAGACAUUACUCAGCACGCCUUCCCCCGCUGGAAAGCAUCCUUCAGCCGCUCUUCCUGCCAUACCCGCUCCCCACACAGCCUCCACGGGACUAAACAAACAGCCUGAAAGAGCACAGGAAACAUCGAAGGACGCAGCUAAACCAGCAAAAGAGGCGGUAAGAGCUGACAAUGUGAGGCUGCCACCAAUCUCCUCCACCUCCUCCACCUCUCUGCGCAGCAGGAGUGGCAGUUCUGGCUACCGGCCUCCGUCUGGGACCUCCAACUCCCAGCAAGGCAACAUGUCUACAUCUUCAUCCUCAAUAUCUCUGCCUGAUGUAUAAAAAAAAAAGUAUUCUCACUGAUGUUUAAAUCACAGGAAUGUACUAACACCACAUUAAGUGCUUUUUAAUUAUUACAAUAUUUAUUUAUUUUUUAGCCAUUUUUGUUGCUUAGAUUUGUUUUUUAAAUAUAUGUGGUUCACUCAUAAACUACAUACAACUAGUAAUUUAUGUUGACUAAUACACAAAUAAAUUACUACUUGGGCCACAGUGACGCUACAGUUCACUGAAGAGCAGGUCGCAGUAUUUGUCAGAUAAAUGCAUUAAAAUCUAAAAGGCACCAACGUUAAAGACACAAAGUGUAACUACUGACCUGAUUGGUACCCAUCUAUCAGUCAAAGUGGCCACACAACUGAAAAAUGCAGAACUUAACAUGAUUUAGAUGGUUUAUCAUGUAAAAAUUAAGUGCUUCAUAUAGCUGUCAGAGGCCUGGCUUAAAGGGGACAUAUGCUCAUUUCAGGCCCAUAUUUUCCUUUGUGGGAUCUCACGGUUGUUUUACAUUCACAGUUUAAAAUGAGGCUUAUUUAUCUUAAACUGGAGUUUUAAAAAAAGCAAUAAGCUGAAUAUGCCAACUACUUUGUGUUACUGUCUGUCAGCAUUGUGAUGUUUAUAACCUGCGAGUGAGACCCACAGUGAGGAAAAGCCUGUUUUGGAUAAACGUGGCCCAGAAGCCAGAGCACCGAACCAAACUCGGGACUCGGAGAACUGUUGCAUCACUACGCCAUUUUCAUUUUUGCUUUUUCCUCCAGUAAAAUAAUGCACAUGCCAUCUCUUUAAUCUUUAGUGAUACACAAAAAAAAAAAAAAAAUGUUUCAUGGGAAUAAAUAACUCUUAAUGACUCACGAGCCGCAGACAGCUCAAUCCCAAAAAUAGCUGCAAACACACACACACAGGUUUUAUAAUGCUGUUUAUUCUCACAAUUGGUUACAUUGAUAAAGUGUACAAAUCAGUGAGCAGCAAACGGAAGCAGACACAUCCAUCAGUGGGAAAUGGAUAGUGUAUAUGUGUGUGUGUGUGCGCGCGUUGUUUAUGUGCAAGACUGACAAGAGAUGCAAGGAGUCCACUGCUGCUACAAUCUUCCUCCUCACCCUCCGGUCAGCGGUUCAGAUGGAGCAGUGGACUCCCAGCUCUCGGUACACUGUACAAGGUGAAGAUAUAAUCCAUAACCUGCUGUGUUCUGCAAAGCGGAGCUUGUUGUAGCGUUGUGACUUAACCGGGGACUGAGACGAUGACAGUCAUGAGACUUUACUUGCCCCAACUAAUAAAAAUCAGUAUAUACCUUUUAUAAAAUAGAAUAAAUAAAAUAAAAAAUAUUUCUGUUCAAUACAUACAGUCUCUCUCUCUCUCUCAGACCAUCCCAGAGCAUGCAAGGCUUUUCAUGACUUUCCAUUUCUCCAGAUCAAAAGAAUGCAUAGAUAAUUGCUAAGUUAAAUUCAGCAUCAACUUAACUGACAACUGUGAGCGUUUCCGAUCGCCUCCGUGUUCAUUAUUUGCUCUCGUAUUCUUCGUUAUCUACAAUGUAUAUCAGUAUUUUACACUUUGGCCAUUUGGUGAAUUUUCAAAAAAUAGAAAAAAAAAAAAUAAAAAAGGCAUUUCAUUAGAGGAAAAUAACAGGCAAACAAAUACAUAAAAAAAAAAAAAAAAAAAAA
Molecule: messenger RNA, 4234 nt
Organism: Oreochromis aureus
Lineage: Eukaryota; Metazoa; Chordata; Actinopteri; Cichliformes; Cichlidae
Product: putative methyltransferase NSUN7
Exons: 13
Coding region: 105-2588 (827 amino acids)
Molecular function (GO): methyltransferase activity
Source: RefSeq, a predicted model, not a curated record